UUGGCAACCGUGCAUUAUGGUGCUAUAUGUGGUUGGUCUAGGCCUCGGCGACGAGCAGGACGUGACGCUGCGUGGUCUGAACGCCAUCAAGAAGUCCAAGAAGGUCUUCCUAGAGAACUACACGUCGGUGUUGGGCGUAGAGCUGGAGAAAUUGGGCGAGUUCUAUGGCCGUGAGGUGAUUCUAGCCGACCGCGACUGCGUCGAGACCGGCGCUGACCAGAUUUUCGCCGAUGCCAAGGACGAUGACGUGGCCUUCUUGGUCGUGGGCGACCCGCUCUGCGCUACGACCCACUCAGAUCUGAUUCUGCGCGCCAAGGAGCUGGAUAUCAAGGUCGAAGUGAUCCACAACGCGUCCGUCAUGGGCGCUGCGGGCUCCUGUGGCCUGCAGCUCUACUCGUUCGGGCAGACCGUGUCUAUCCCCUUCUUCCGGGACGAGUGGCGUCCCGAUAGCUUCUAUGAGAAGAUCCAGUACAAUCGUCGCGGCGGCAUGCACACGCUGUGUCUGCUGGACAUUAAGGUGAAGGAGCCCGACUUUGAGGCCAUGUGCCGCGGCCGCACGGUCUACCUGCCGCCGCGCUUCAUGACGGUGAAUCAGGCUAUUGAACAGCUUAUUGAAAUCGAGGAGAAGCGUCAGGAAGGAGCUUACAGUAAAGACACGAUCUGCGUAGGCAUGGCACGUCUCGGCCAGAAGGACCAGACCAUCAUCGCCGGCACCAUGGAGGAGCUGCUGACCGCCGACUUUGGCGCUCCGCUGCACUGUCUGGCCAUUACGGGAGAGGUGCACCCGCUCGAAGAGGAGAUGCUCAAGCAGUUCUACAUCAAGAAAUAGACAUCGACGACGAGUUUUAGCGCCGCUUUUCCCUUGAUACAUGAAUGCAUAUGCUCGUUAGAUGCUCACUCUUGCUCUGGUUCUCGAGUGCUCAAUUACCUCCAGUCAGGUCGUGGAUAGUGUCGAGGUGCAGCAAAUGAAUUGAGUUACCCAUCCUCCUGAUACACUCAACAGUAGACGAAUCUGUAGACGAAAUCGUCUCUUUAGUGAUCCUUGCUACUGAUGUACUGGCGCAUUGUAAGUGGUUGUAGUCUGCUCACGGCGCAAUAGCUGUUAAUAAAAACUUUUGCGAAAGGCAUACCAUUCGCACAACCAAA
Messenger RNA from Phytophthora nicotianae INRA-310, 1146 nucleotides. Its product is annotated as diphthine synthase. Gene Ontology annotation, biological process: protein histidyl modification to diphthamide. Bases 17 to 829 code for a protein of 270 amino acids. The transcript is spliced from 2 exons. The record is from RefSeq and is a predicted model, not a curated record. Lineage: Eukaryota; Oomycota; Peronosporomycetes; Peronosporales; Peronosporaceae. Gene Ontology annotation, molecular function: diphthine synthase activity.